AUGACGCCUCGCAUUAUCAACGCUGCGACCGUGUCCGGGAAGCCACGCGCAUCCGUCGGUGGGUCGAGUAGACGCAUGGACUUUGCGACGCUCGGUCGUGCACCCAUGCAGCUCACGCUCGGCAGGCGGCGGAUCACAUCGCGCGACCUGCAGGUUGUCGAGGCAGCGGAGGAGCUCCUGAGCGAAGAGGUCCCGGAGCCGGAUGGCGUCGCGCAGAAUGUUAGUCUACUGCGUGGCUUCAACGCGACAAUACCCAGCGCAGACAAGAGUCGGGCGCGGCGGAGACAAACACGCAAUGUGGAUACUCCACGGCUGGGCCUAAAGCGGCUAGGGAUGGGCGCGCGAGGCAUGUUGGGUGAUGAGGAGGACCAUGAGGGAGAAAGCGUGGCCAGUGAGGAGGACAUGGUGAUGAUCGGCAACACGGUGGGCCGCGGUCGUAAAAGUAAAGCAAAGCGGAGAGGUAGAGAGAGCUUAAGUGCGGGGAAGACCUUCGGGAAGGAGGAGCUAGUGCGGCAGACGCAGGAGAUCGAGCGAGACAAGGAGAACAUUCACGUCCGGAGAGCUCUCAUGAACAACGAGAUUGCGGAGAUCACCCACAAGAUCGAGACACUUGACGCGAUGCGGGCCAAGCUGGAGCAGGACCUGCUGAAGCUGCAAGAAGACGAGCUCGAGCUCGAUGAUGAACUCGAAGGGGUGAGAGAGCGACUGGAACUUGAGACGAGUCGCACCCGAGGAGCCCAUGCAGACCAUGCCAUUCAGAGUUCGCGUAGGCGGAAAGGACCCACAUUCCUGCCUUCGGAACACGAUGAACUGCCACCAGGGGUCGCAUUCAUGACGCUCGAGAGCCACACAACACCCAUCACUGCGCUUGACUUCUCGGAGCCGUACGGUACGCUGGUGACCGCGUCGCAGGAGGACUCACAGCCGCGUGUCUGGGACCUACUCACAGGCGAGGAGAUCGGGCGGCUGCGCGGACACCAAGGCACAGUGAAGUGCAUGCAGGUGGAGGAGCAGGUCUGUGUGACAGGCAGCGAGGACGGUACGGUACGGCUAUGGGACCUUCGGCGCGUCGACGAGGACGAGGACUGGGAGGGCGAGACCUUCAGCCUAAGCGACGUCGCAGAAGAGGACGAGAGCCACGACGGCGGCGAGUCGCACACGAACGGCAUCCGGUCCGCUUCGAGCCAGCCGUCGAGCGUGGCGGAGCGCGAGGGCCCGUGCGUCCGGCUGCUGGAGGGCCAUACCAAGACCGUGUCUGCACUGUACUUCGAGGACGAGUGCCUCGUCACUGGCGCGUCCGACAAGACGAUGCGCCAGUGGGACCUGAACACGGGGCAGUGCGUCAUGACCAUGGACAUCCUCUGGGCGAUCUCGCACCCACCGGCGUCUGCGCCAGGGAGUGCGCUUCCGAACCACUUGUUCACUGGGGCGGCGGCUGCGGCGGGUUCGUUCGCUGUGCCGAUGCCCCCGUAUGCGGAUGGCAGCUGGGAUAUGUAUCAGGACUUCGUUGGUGCAGUGCAGUUCUGGGGGUAUGCACUUGUGAGCGGGAGCGGUGACGGCGCCGUGCGGAUGUGGGACAUGCGGACUGGCCAGCCUCAUCGUACGCUGCUUGGUCACACAGCCCCCGUUUCGUGUCUCCAGUUCGACGAGCUGCAUGUAGUCAGCGGUAGCUUGGACAAGUCCAUUCGCAUCUGGGAUUUACGCACCGGCGGUAUCUUCGAGACGCUCAAGUACGACCAUGCCGUCACCGCGCUACAGUUCGACACGCGCAAGAUCGUCGCUGCUACGGGCGAGAACGGCGUCAAGAUCUACAACCGCACGAGCAUGCAACACUCGUCGCUCCUGACGAAUGGGCACACAAAACCAGUCGAGCGGCUGCGCUACAUGGACAGGUACCUCGUCUCCGGCGCGCGCGACAGCACCGUGAAAGUCUGGGCUCUAUGA
This is a messenger RNA of Rhodofomes roseus, 1944 nucleotides long. Its product is annotated as WD40 repeat-like protein. Gene Ontology annotation, biological process: mitochondrial fission; peroxisome fission. Gene Ontology annotation, molecular function: protein binding. NCBI's taxonomy places the organism in Eukaryota, Fungi, Basidiomycota, Agaricomycetes, Polyporales, Fomitopsidaceae. Gene Ontology annotation, cellular component: preribosome, large subunit precursor; mitochondrion. The transcript has 8 exons. The record is from RefSeq and is a predicted model, not a curated record. Bases 1 to 1944 code for a protein of 647 amino acids.